AUGGCUAAGCGCGUGGCAGUCAUCGGUGGAGGCCCAACGGGCCUCAUGGCGCUCAAGAUCUUCCGCGAAGACGGCUUUGAUGCGGUCCUGUACGAAAGUCGUGACUGGGUGGGCGGGCUCUGGAAGGUCUCCACAGACAACGGCCUCUCCGCAGCGGAGAACACCAUCUUCAACACCAGCAAGUAUCGUGCAGCUGCUACCGACUUUCCCAUGCCCGAUGAUUUUGACGAUUUCCCGACUUCAGCUCAGCUGUAUAAGUACUGGAACGACUACUGUGAUCACUUUCAGCUGUGGCCGCAUAUCAACUUGAAGACCAAAGUGUCGGCAGUGCGAAGAGAGGAAGAUCGAUGGGCUGUCGUUAUUUUUGAUCCUGGCAAGGAUUCAGAUGACGCUGCCACUCAUGCUGAGUAUUUCGACAAGGUCUGCGUAGCGACAGGUCCUUUCGCGAAGCCAAAGUUUCCGAAACUUGAAGGCAUCGAAAAGUUCGCCGGGAGUACAACUCACGUCGUGAACCAUCACGACCCAUCCCAAUACGCCGGCAAAACCGUCCUCCUCGUAGGCCUCCACGCCUCAGCCUGCGACGCUGCCUGCGGCCUCGCCUCUCACGCCAAAAAGGUGUGGAUCUCCCACCGCUCUGGCGUAGUCUUCACACCUCGGUACACAUCCGACGGCGCACCCUUCGACAAACUCCCUCCCUUCUGGUUCAUCCUCUUCAGUCUAUACCUCUCCGCCUGGUUCCCUGCAGCCUUCUUCUGGAUCCUGGACCAGCUUCUCGUUGGAAUGUCGAAGAAAGCGUACCCAAACGUCCCCGAGAGCUGGGGCGUAAGCAAAGCCCGCUCCAUCGCCGUCACCACACCCCUCAUCGUCGAGGAACUAUACCCCCAUCUCUCAGCCGGGACCUGCGAACCCGUCGCAUCCGUCGCGCGGAUCACAGGCCCAAAGACCGUCGAACUAACCUCCGGCCAAGUCCUACCCGACAUCGACGCAAUAAUCUACUGCACAGGCUACCACUUCUACAUCCCCCUCUCCUUCUCCCCACCAGACCUAAACCCAUACCCAACCCUCGGCCAACCCGCAAACCUAUACCGUAACAUCUUCCCCCUGCACCCCGACCUCAAGAUCCGCGCCUCCCUAGCCUUCCAAGGCCAAGCAGCAAUCCCAUACCCCGGCUUCUCCCAAUUCGAAGUCCAAAUCCUCUCCAUUUCGCAAAUAUGGCUCGGAAACAGCUCCCUGCCCACUCACGCCACAAUGCUCCACUGGCAUGCAACUUUCCUCGCCUGGCGAAACCACCUCAUCAAAAAAUACAACGCGCGCGAAACCUUCUACACCGCCAUCCUCCCCUUCUCGGACAUGGCGGAUUGGUACGAUAAAACCGCCGGUCUCGGGAUGCGUCAGCACUUUGGCUACAUUUCCCGGUGGACAAGUCCCACGGCACUGAAGUUUUGGUGGAGGGAGCCGGAGUUGUAUCGGGCUUGUUUGAAUGACUUUUCGAGUCCGGCGAUGUUUAGGCUCUUUGAGACGGGGAAGAGGAGGAGAUGGGAAGGGGCGAGGGAGGCGAUUUGGAGGGAGAAUGGGAGGAUUGAGGAGAGUCAACGGGCGAGGUUGAGGGGGUGGGAGAAGGAGGGGGGAGGCGAGACAUGGGGACGGGUGAGGAGGGGUUAG
Messenger RNA from Fulvia fulva, 1662 nucleotides. Its product is annotated as Monooxygenase aurF. Gene Ontology annotation, molecular function: flavin adenine dinucleotide binding; N,N-dimethylaniline monooxygenase activity; NADP binding. The record is from RefSeq and is a predicted model, not a curated record. NCBI's taxonomy places the organism in Eukaryota, Fungi, Ascomycota, Dothideomycetes, Mycosphaerellales, Mycosphaerellaceae. The coding region runs from base 1 to 1662 and encodes 553 amino acids. The transcript is spliced from 2 exons.